GGUGAAGAAAUGGAGCAAGUUCAGUUAACUAUCCAGUCUAACGUCUUACUGAUAUCUUAAGGAAUCUUACAGAUGCUUAUUCAGAAUUGAGAAAAUGACUGCAGAUAUAGAAGAAGGUACAGGUUGUUGGAAAAGAAUACCUGUCGAAAAGUGGAACGUCCAGUAGUUAUUUUGGAAGUAGUAUAAAAUAAAUAUACCUGUUAUGGUGCGAUUCUGGAGUGGAGUUAACUUUAUAGCACACAGGUAGCUCUCCAAAGAGGAGGAGGGGAAAAAAAAACCCCACGCUUUCUCUUUUCCUAAAUUAUGGAAAUUUUUUGGAAGACGUGGACAUGGAUUUUGAGCCUAGUCGUGGUUUCAUCAGAAUUUCACAGUGACAACAGGCUUUCAUAUAGUUCUCAAGAGGAAUUCCUGUCUUACCUUGAACACUACCAACUAACAAUCCCAAUAAGGGUUGAUCAAAAUGGAGCCUUCCUCAGCUUUACUGUGAAAAAUGCUAAACCCUCAAGAAGGAGGAGGAGCACAGACCCUUAUGACCAAGAACUGGCAGCAUCUAAAUUAUUUUUUAAACUUUCUGCCUAUGGCAAGCACUUUCAUUUAAACCUGACUCUCAACACAGAUUUGGUGUCCAGACAUUUUACAGUAGAAUACUGGGGGAAAGAUGGACCGCAAUGGAAGCACGAUUUUUUAGACCACUGUCAUUACACAGGAUAUUUGCAAGACCAACACAGUACAACUAAAGUGGCCUUAAGCAACUGCAAUGGUCUGCAUGGAGUCAUUGCUACAGAAGAUGAAGAGUAUUUUAUUGAGCCUUUAAGGAAUAUAACAGAAGAUUCUAGUAACUUUAAUUAUGAGAACGGUCAUCCUCAUGUUAUAUAUAAAAAAUCUACCAUGCACAAGCAACAUCUCUAUGAUCACAGCCACUGUGGAGUCUCAGAAGACCUCACAAGAAGUGGUAAACCUUGGUGGAUGAGUGAUGCAUCUGCUUUUCCAGCUUCACUUCCAAUCAAUGACACGUUAAGUAGUCACAGUCGACAGAAGAGAUCAGUAAGCCUUGAACGGUUUGUGGAAACGCUGGUAGUAGCAGACAAAAUGAUGGUGGGAUACCAUGGACGCAAAGACAUUGAACACUAUAUUUUGAGUGUAAUGAAUAUUGUUGCCAAACUUUAUCGUGAUUCCAGUCUAGGAAACGUUGUGAAUAUUAUAGUGACACGUUUAAUUGUCCUCACUGAAGAUCAGCCAAACUUGGAGAUAAACCACCAUGCAGACAAGUCCCUCGAUAGCUUCUGUAAGUGGCAGAAAUCCAUUCUCUCCCACCAAAGUGAUGGAAACACCAUUCCAGAAAAUGGGAUUGCCCACCAUGAUAAUGCGGUUCUUAUUACUAGAUAUGAUAUCUGCACUUAUAAAAACAAGCCUUGUGGAACACUUGGCUUGGCCUCUGUGGCUGGAAUGUGUGAGCCUGAAAGGAGCUGCAGCAUUAAUGAAGACAUUGGCCUAGGUUCAGCUUUUACCAUUGCACAUGAGAUUGGUCACAAUUUUGGUAUGAAUCACGAUGGAAUUGGAAAUUCCUGUGGGACCAAAGGUCAUGAAGCAGCAAAGCUAAUGGCAGCUCAUAUUACAGCAAACACCAACCCUUUCUCUUGGUCAGCCUGCAGUCGGGAUUACAUCACCAGUUUUUUGGAUUCGGGCCGUGGUACUUGCCUUGAUAAUGAGCCUCCCAAGCGUGACUUUCUUUAUCCAGCUGUGGCCCCAGGUCAGGUGUAUGAUGCUGAUGAACAGUGUCGCUUCCAGUAUGGAGCAACAUCCCGCCAAUGUAAAUAUGGGGAAGUGUGUAGAGAGCUCUGGUGCCUCAGCAAAAGUAACCGCUGUGUUACCAACAGCAUUCCAGCAGCUGAAGGUACUCUGUGCCAAACAGGGAGCAUUGAAAAGGGGUGGUGUUAUCAGGGAGAGUGCGUACCUUUUGGCACUUGGCCCCAGAGCAUAGAUGGGGGUUGGGGUCCGUGGUCAAUAUGGGGAGAGUGCAGCAGGACCUGCGGGGGAGGAGUCUCCUCAUCUAUAAGACACUGUGACAGUCCAGCGCCUUCAGGUGGAGGCAAAUAUUGCCUUGGAGAAAGGAAGCGGUAUCGCUCCUGUAAUACUGAU
Leptosomus discolor (cuckoo roller) is the source of this 2139-nucleotide messenger RNA. The record is from RefSeq and is a predicted model, not a curated record. Lineage: Eukaryota; Metazoa; Chordata; Aves; Leptosomiformes; Leptosomidae.